This is a messenger RNA of Trypanosoma rangeli, 1713 nucleotides long. RefSeq lists its product as uncharacterized. The transcript has a single exon. Bases 1 to 1713 code for a protein of 570 amino acids. The record is from RefSeq and is a predicted model, not a curated record. NCBI's taxonomy places the organism in Eukaryota, Euglenozoa, Kinetoplastea, Trypanosomatida, Trypanosomatidae.
AUGUGUAACUCACCAAUUUUGGUCAACCAACGCGCGUGCCCCUCCUUCUUUACACCGCAACGAAAGCAUAGUGCGGAAUCUCUCACGAAUGGGCUGAACGGCAUGCCUCUCUCACUCCGUGGCGUGGUGCCGGAUGAUAUGUUUCUAGGGGGUGACACGCCAGCGUCAUUCACCUCGUUUCCGUCGCCGCCUUCAGCGCGCCGUAGAGGGCGUUCAAACCGCGAAGUGUUGGAGGCCAUGCUGCGGAGCGACGCGAUAGCAGCGGAGCGCAAGGAAGAGUCACGCAGAAUGGCGUUGCAACAGGAGUUGUCUCAGUGCCGCCCCGCACCCCGCAUUAGUGCCAUAGGCCAGAACCUCCCACGUGAUGCAGACGUCUUCGAGCGGCUGGGGUGUAUGCACGAGGAAAAGCAGAGGGUUGGCGAUCUCAAGCGGCGGGAAUGGGAGCAGCAGCAGUCGCGGGACAUGGAGAGGUGUUUUGUGCCAAAUAUAACUGGUAGAGGACACUAUGCGGAGGGUCGUGCGCUGCAGGAGACUGAGGAGUAUCCGCAACGCCGUCAGCAACGGGAGAAGGAAAUGGUGCAGCUUGCUGAGGUUUUCCGGCACCGCCGUUUAGCAGAAGAGAUUGCAGAAUUGUGCGCCUCACCUAAAAUCAACCUUCGCAGUGAAGAUAUUGUGCGGCGUGCACGGGAGCGGAGUGGUGGUGACGAAAGGCUUCAUGUUGACAGCAUACUGGAGCGCAGAGCGAUCGCGCAGCUUGCGCUGUGGGAAAGACAUGAACGCCGAGAGGUAGAGGCCUUAUCAUUCAAUCCGCGCAUUACGGCCCACGCUGCGGGGCUGAAGCACAACGGCAUGGUCGUUGAACGACUGAGCUCCAGCGCAAAGGCGACGAACCCACGACAAGGCGAGGACACAAGGCAAGCAAGGAGUGAGCCGCGGUUGCGGUUCCGAACUGCCGGGCAUCCCUUUCAACGCAAGCAAAAUAGAAACCUACGUGGCACAGAGGUUCAUCCCGUGCAACAGCGAAACCCCAGUAGGAAGUCGAUUGACUCCCGCACGACCUCCAUGGAGGAGCGGCAGCGUCAGUACAAAAUACGGCGGGAGGAGAAGAUCCGCGCCGUUUUUGAGGCGGAGCGACGACUGCAUACACCGGCCAUCAACCCCAUUUCGGAAAUGAUCUCAGCCAAUCUUCCUGUGUCGUCCGCCGAGCGCUUAAUGAUAAGUAGCACAAGGGGCGACAACGGAGUCGUCCAGGCGAGCGAUAGCAGCAGCGUCACACCAGGAUGUGGUUCUUUCUGUCUCCGCGCUAGAAACGUGAUCCGGUGCAGUGGCGCCAAUGCUCAUGAUGAUGGCCCCGAGGAAUACGUUUUGCCUAGUCAAUUCCCAAGCUGGGCGAACACUAGAGUAUCACAGACGCGUGGCAAAGAGGAAAUCUACGAAAGGGCACUUCGUUGGAAGCAGCGACGAGAUGACAAGGUUCAGGGGAUGCGUACCGAGCUGCAUGAAGAGAAGACAUGGCGGUCAAUGCAAUCAGCGGGCGUCACGCAGAAGGCUGACAAGGAUGUGAAGGACACUCCGACCUCACCUAACACAUGCUGUGAGAAGCAGUUUCUUGAUAGCUACGUUACUCCGCGAGCACCGACAGGUAUGACUGAGGGAACCAGAACGCCAGAUGUGCUUUCAUUACGAAGAAUAACUGGUGAUGAAAGGUGUUAG